CGGUGUGUUUCCUUCACCAACAGAUUCCCCAAUUAGUUUAAAGAAGGCAGUUAAAUUUCACCACCUAAUUGGGAUGAGCCAAUCCUUGCCGGAAGGGAGGAGCUCCCUUUGAAGCCAGUGGAGUAUGAAAAACAGCAGCAGGCAGAUAAGGAGCCACUGCAAACAGGAGAAGGAAGCCUUGCUUUCCCUGCCAUACAACUGAAGCUGAGGGCCUUUCCUCUCAUCAGCUGCAGGUUUCAGCCAUGUGGCUCUACCUGGCUGCCCUGCUGGGGCUUUACUUCCUCCGCCGAUGGUACAAGGAGAGACAGACGGUGGAGAACCUGACGGAGAAAUACGUCCUCAUCACCGGCUGUUCCCGUGGCUUUGGGAACCACCUUGCCAGGCAGCUGGAUGCCCGGGGCCUGCGGGUGUUGGCAACCUGUACCACACAGAAGGGGGCAGAGCAGCUGGAGAAGGUCACCUCAGAGCGCUUGAAAACCACCGUUCUGGAUGUCUCCAGUACAGAGAGCGUUGCGGCAGCGACGGAGUGGGUGAAAGGGUGCAUUGGAAACAAAGGGCUUUGGGGCUUGGUGAACAAUGCCGGCACAGCUCUACCAUCAGGUCCCAACGAAUGGCUGACCAGAGAUGACUUUGCAAAGGUGAUCGAUGUCAACCUCCUUGGGAUGAUUGACGUGACGCUACACAUGCUGCCCCUGGUGAGAAGAGCCAGAGGGAGGGUGGUCAACGUCUCCAGUGUGAGUGGACGCCUGGCCACCUUUGGAGGUGGUUACUGCCCGUCAAAGUUUGCUGUGGAAGCCUUCUCUGACAGCCUGAGGCGAGAGCUCCAUCCUUUUGGAGUCCAAGUCAGCAUUGUUGAACCUGGUGGUUUCCAAACAUCCAUUGUCACACAACCAUUAGAGGGUUCAAAGGCAGUAUGGAACCGAGUGCCGUCUGACAUCAAAGAAGCCUAUGGGGAACAGUACUUGGAGAACUUUUGCAAACUUGUCCAAGAUAGCGCUAAAACUUCCAGCAGCAAGCUUCACCUGGUCAGUGACUGUAUAGAACAUGCCCUGACAUCCUGCCACCCUCGCACUCGCUACUCUCCAGGCUGGGACGCAAAGUUCUUGUACAUUCCUGUCUCUUACUUUCCAACAUCCAUUGCUGACUUCGUGAUAAGCUGCUUUCUGCCCAAACCUGCUCAAGCAGUAUAGAUUGCUUUGAAGAAAAA
Molecule: messenger RNA, 1207 nt
Organism: Lacerta agilis (Sand lizard)
Lineage: Eukaryota; Metazoa; Chordata; Lepidosauria; Squamata; Lacertidae
Product: retinol dehydrogenase 16-like
Exons: 5
Coding region: 243-1190 (315 amino acids)
Source: RefSeq, a predicted model, not a curated record